CAUAACAACCAUAUCACAUGAGAACUAUAAGCUCACAUACACUAUCCAAAAAUUCCAAAUAAUCAUUUCUUCACUUUCCUCCUCCUCCCCCAAAAAAAUGUCCUCAAAUUCUUCAUUUUCACCCCUCAAUCUUUCCCAAUUUCCACUCAAGUCCCUCAUCUUCUUCAUCUUCUCCAUUUUCCCAUUAGUCAACGCUCGUUCGUUAAAGUCAACGCACCAUCACACUACAAACCUCGAUGAAUCUCUCACUUAUCUAUGGCCAUUACCGGAAAAAUUCACUUCCGGUAACGAUACACUCACCGUUGAUCCCAAUUUAACACUUGAUUUUACCGGUAAUCAGUCAGUUGUUGUAGAAGAAGCUUUUGAAAGAUACAGGAAAAUUAUUUUUAAGCAUGGUGGUAGAAGCGGUGAAAGUUUUGAUGUUAGUAAAGUUACUGUCAUUGUUCACUCCGAUAAUGAUGAGUUGAAACUUGGUGUUGAUGAGAGCUACUCGUUAUUGGUGACGGAGAGCAAUGAACAUUCAAUUGUCGGGGGAGUCUCAAUUGAGGCAAAUUCUGUUUAUGGUGCACUACGAGGACUUGAGACACUGAGUCAGUUAUGUAUUUUUGAUUAUGGGGUUAAAACAGUGCAAAUUCAUAAAGCUCCAUGGUUUAUUCAAGAUAAGCCAAGAUUUGCAUAUCGCGGGCUUCUGUUAGAUACAUCAAGGCACUAUUUGCCGAUUGAAAUUAUAAAGCAAAUUAUUGAAUCCAUGUCCUAUGCUAAACUUAAUGUUCUUCAUUGGCACAUCAUAGAUGAAGAGUCAUUUCCUCUGGAAGUGCCUUCAUACCCAAACUUGUGGAAAGGUGCAUAUACAAAGUGGGAACGCUACACUGUCGAGGAUGCCAUUGAAAUUGUAGACUAUGCGAAGAUGAGAGGUAUCAAUGUUAUGGCAGAAGUUGAUGUUCCGGGUCAUGCAGAAUCAUGGGGUGCAGGAUACCCUGAUCUUUGGCCUUCUCCAUCCUGUAAAGAGCCCUUAGACGUUUCAAAAAACUAUACUUUUGAUGUGAUAUCUGGUAUCUUGGCAGACAUGAGGAAGAUUUUUCCAUUUGAUCUCUUCCACUUAGGUGGUGAUGAGGUCAACACAACUUGUUGGACAACUACGCCACACGUGAAGCAAUGGCUUCAAGAUCAUAAUAUGACUUCGAAGGAUGCAUAUCAGUAUUUUGUACUCAGAGCUCAAGAAAUAGCUAUAUCACAUAACUGGACACCUGUUAACUGGGAAGAAACCUUCAACAAUUUUCCAUCUAAACUUAACCCGCGGACUGUGGUGCAUAACUGGUUAGGUGGUGGUGUUUGUUCAAAGGCAGUUGCACAAGGUUUUAGGUGCAUUUAUAGUAAUCAGGGUUUUUGGUAUCUCGACCACUUAGAUGUCCCGUGGAAUGAAGUUUAUUAUGCGGAACCACUGGAAGGAAUAAAGAGUAUUUCGGAGCAAAAUCUUGUACUUGGAGGUGAAGUAUGCAUGUGGGGAGAAACUGCAGAUGCAUCCGAUGUUCAACAGACCAUAUGGCCACGUGCUGCGGCUGCAGCAGAACGUUUGUGGAGCGACAAGGAGACCACAUCCUCAAAAAACACUACUUUAGCUGCAUUGCAGAGGCUGGAGUACUUCCGAUGCCUCUUGACAAGGCGUGGUGUUCCAGCCGCUCCAGUUACCAAUUUCUAUGCUCGACGUCCUCCAGUUAAGGCAGGAUCAUGUUAUGAACAAUAAAUUGUGUUGCAUCAUCAAAGUCCGAUCCGUGUUCUUGAACUGGUAAGUUUGCAAAUCACAUGACCUAGUACAUCUUGUCAGCUUGGCGUUGCUGUAUAGUCUCCGGGACCUAGAAAUGAUCCCUAGCUUUGAGAUUAACUGUCGUUUACUCUCAUUCGCGAGCUCUUCACUGUACACCAUUGUAGUGUUUUCUUGUUGUGAAUAAGAGAAAGCUGGAUCUUUGCAAGACUUCAUGAUUAUAGACUUUGGAUUUGGCAAUAUUUUGCCUCAGGUAUUACAUUCAAACUUGUAAUUUCAUAUUUCUUAUUUCAUUCCUUUCUUAUUUUUUAUAUUAAGCUACAAGAAUCUGUCGAAA
Molecule: messenger RNA, 2099 nt
Organism: Capsicum annuum
Lineage: Eukaryota; Viridiplantae; Streptophyta; Magnoliopsida; Solanales; Solanaceae
Product: beta-hexosaminidase 1
Exons: 15
Coding region: 98-1744 (548 amino acids)
Biological process (GO): glycosaminoglycan metabolic process; carbohydrate metabolic process
Cellular component (GO): membrane
Molecular function (GO): beta-N-acetylhexosaminidase activity
Source: RefSeq, a predicted model, not a curated record